Molecule: messenger RNA, 2037 nt
Organism: Notodromas monacha
Lineage: Eukaryota; Metazoa; Arthropoda; Ostracoda; Podocopida; Cyprididae
Source: the annotation of a GenBank genome assembly
AUGAUGAGAACAAGAGGAGCACGGUAUGAUGGAGGGAUCGUCGUGCUGGCCCUCGCCUGGGCUGCUCUGCACACGCUGUUGUCGUUGUCGUCGUCGUCGUCGUCGCACGGUGGCAGGUGGACGAUGACCUGCUCGGCCGACGACUUGUGUCGGCGCAUCGAGGACCGACAGCCGGGCUGGGCCCUGUGCAGCCCGUGUCCACCGUCGAACGACCUGGUCCUGGGUCGCACGAGGGGCCUCGACUGCCGUGGCAAGCUCGAGCAGCAACAACCAGAGCCACAAGAGGACAAGGACAAGGAUGAUGAUGAUGACCAUCAUCAUCCUCCUCCUGUCUCAUCCUCCUCAUCAUCAUCAUCGUUGCUGGGCACCGACGUCACUGUGCCCAAGUCCAUCCGAAAAUUGGACCUGAGCGAGAACCACAUCCGCGCCCUGACCCGCACGACCUUCGGCCCCAUGCCCCAAGUCCUCGUGCUCAACUUGGGUCGCAACUGCAUCGCGGACAUUGACGAGUACACGUUCGCGUCGGACCGACUGCAGGGCCUGCGCGUGCUGCAACUCGGGGGCAACCAGUUGGGCCAGGUCAGGGACUUUGCCCUCUUUGGCCUGGACCGACUCGAGUACCUGGACCUGAGCCAGAACAAAUUGCGAGUCCUGGCGCCGCAGAGCUUCCAGAGCCUCACAAGACUCACACGCCUGUCCCUGCGAGACAACCCGUUGUUGGGCCAGGAACCACUGCAGGCCCUCGGAUACCUGUCGGGACUGCCGCGACUCAAGAGCCUGUACCUCGAGGGCACGGGGUUGCGGGACGAGUCCCUGUCGGAGGAGGUGGUGCGCGGGAUGCGGGCCCCGAUUGCCGCGCUGGGCCUGGCGAGGAACGCCCUCACGCGAGUGCCACGGGAACCCCUGGCCCUGCUCUCGGCCACCCUGCGCAUCCUCGACUUGUCCGACAACCCGGGCAUCAAGUGGCUCAACGCGUCUUCAUUCCCAUCAUCAUCAUCAUCAUCAUCAUCGUUGAAUAAGGAGGAGGAGGAGAUGAUGAUGAUGAUGAGGAUGGGUCUGCCUCAACUGCGCGACCUGCGCAUCGACAGGUGUCCCCGUCUGACCCACAUUGGCCCGCACACGUUUGCCGGCAUGCCUCGACUCGAGUCCCUGUCCGUGUCUGUCAACCGACGUCUGCGCCACGUGCACGUCCACGCAUUCCGACGACGAGCAGAUGAUGAUGCCACCACCACCACCAGCAGCAGCAAUAGCAAUGAUGUCAUUGGACAAGAGGGUGGUGGUGGUGGUGGUGGUAGUUCAAGCACCCACCACCACCACCAACAACAACAACAACAACAACAACACCUCGUCCGCCUCAGUCUGCGCCAAAACGCCCUCUCUCGACUCGACGCCCGUCUCCUGCCCGACUGGGGCGCCGUGUCCGUGGUGGACUUGCAGGGCAACCCCUGGCACUGCGACUGCCACCUGCGCUGGCUCAAGAAGCUCCGACUGCCCAAGAACCUCUCGGCAGGCCUGAGGUGCCGGUCUCCCAGCCACAGACGCAAUCGUCGGAUCGACCACUUGCGCCUCGCCGCCUUCACGUGUCCGUCCAAGGUGUCCCAGGUGCUGGGCCACCAGGCCCGCAGCUCCCUCGGCGUCGAGGUCUUCCUCAUCCUCGUCUUCCUCAGCCUCGUCCUCUUCUUCCUCGUCCGCUCGUGUCGUCGACGACGUGCCCCUAUCCGAGAUGGGCGAUCACCAUCAAUAAUAAUGCCAGGGGUGACUGCUGCUGCUGCUGCUGCUGGCAUUAUUAAUAAUAGUCACGAAAACGUCAAUAUCAAUGAUGAAAAUCAUCAUCAUCAUGAUCGCAACAACGGGGAUGCAGCUUAUUUAUCCCGAUUCCUCGACGGGGUCUGGGCCCGACUGCGGGCAGCACUUGCUGCUGCUGCUGCUGCUGCCAGGAAUCAUCGGUCUGGCCCAGAACUCGGCUACGCCCGCAUGGUGCCGAGCAGACGACGACCCAGCAGUUUAAUGUUGGUGGGUGCUGAUGGACGCGAGUAA